This is a messenger RNA of Drosophila albomicans, 939 nucleotides long. RefSeq names its product antigen 5 like allergen Cul n 1-like. NCBI's taxonomy places the organism in Eukaryota, Metazoa, Arthropoda, Insecta, Diptera, Drosophilidae. Bases 52 to 834 code for a protein of 260 amino acids. The record is from RefSeq and is a predicted model, not a curated record. The transcript is spliced from 2 exons.
GUUGCAACUUCAGUUUGUGGUGAAUACCGAUUGUAAAAGCAACAAAGUACAAUGAAAGUAUUGAUUCUAUUGGCUACCUUGGCUGGCAUUGCCACAGCAGUGGACUACUGUGCUCUGCCCACUUGCCUGGACAAACACAUUGCCUGCAACAAUAAGGGAAACUUUAGCGAGGAUUGCCCCAAGGAUGCGCGUCAGGUGAAGAUCGAAUCACAUCAGAAAUUGAUCCUCAGUCUGUUCAAUGAGUUGCGCAACAAUGUGGCUGGCGGCAGCAUUGAAGGGCUACCCAAAGCAAUUCGCAUGGCCAAGAUGACCUGGUGCGAGGAGCUCGCCCAUCUGGCUCUCUUGAAUGUGGAGACUUGUCAGUCGCUGCCCGACAAAUGCCGCAGCACCGAACGCUUCGCUUAUGCCGGCCAGAACAAUGCCAUCUUCAGCUAUAGCGGUGCCGAGUCCGAGUACACGGAUGCAGAGAUCAUUAAGGAGCAGAUUGAGAAAUGGUUCGGUGAGCGCAGCAAUGCAUCGCCCGAAAUUCUGGCCAGUUUUCCCGAGGAGUUGCCCAACAAGAAUGUCGCCAAGUUCACCAUUGCCGUCGCCGAGAAGAACACCCAUUUGGGAUGUGCUGCCGUGCGAUUCUCUCGCGAUUAUUACAAUCACUUUGUGAUCACUUGCAACUUUGCCACUUCGAAUGUGAUCGGACAGCCGGUUUAUACCCCUGGCGAUAAGGCAACCUCCGGCUGCAAGAAUCGCUAUGGCGCCGCCUUUGACUACCCUAAUUUGUGCUAUGCCAAGGAGAUCUAUGAUAACGACAAGAUCGUUAGCGACAUCAGAUUGUUCUAAAUACGGAGACGACGACCCAAGAAGUUCAAGGCAAUGUAAACAAAACACCUAGUAUAACUUUUAUCGAACAUAAAUAAAUAAAUCGUAAUCGCAAGCAAUGGAAAA